Messenger RNA from Cyprinus carpio (common carp), 1685 nucleotides. RefSeq names its product G-patch domain and KOW motifs-containing protein-like. Lineage: Eukaryota; Metazoa; Chordata; Actinopteri; Cypriniformes; Cyprinidae. Gene Ontology annotation, biological process: mRNA splicing, via spliceosome. Gene Ontology annotation, molecular function: nucleic acid binding. The record is from RefSeq and is a predicted model, not a curated record. Gene Ontology annotation, cellular component: spliceosomal complex.
AUUUACCAGCGACUACAACACACAACAAACAUGGCGGUGCCGGAGCAUCAGGAGCGUGAAUCAGUCAAGAGUAAUAUUAGCCAAGAUAAUGGAGGCAAAAAACCUGGUCCAAUAUCUUUCGGUUUUAGUAAAACAUUAAGCAAGGUUAAAUCUGGCAAAGCGGAAGAGCGAGAUUAUUUAGUUGAAGUCGAAGGGAAAGAACUUAAAGGAACCAAACCGGUGGAGAAACCGAAGGAGCUGGUCAUCCCGCUGAUCCACAAGAACCGCUGGUACCGGCAGGACGCUGAGCGAGGGGACAAGAGCAGCGGAGACACGUCCCAGAGCAGAGACCCGUCCCAGGAGCAGGACACGGUGGAGACUCAAGCCGUCAAAGAGCUCAUCGAGGAGUCUCAAAAGCACCAGGAGAGAUGGAAGAACGGACCGCAGAUGGAUCCGAACUUUGCCAUUCCUCUUCUCAUGCAGAACCAGGCCCCUCAGGGUUUUGAGGAUGGAGACAAAGUCAAUGUGGAUUUGCGACCAGAGUCGUCCACAGAUGCCGACUAUGACCGUGUUCCUGUGGAGGCUUAUGGGUUGGCUAUGCUGAAGGGAAUGGGCUGGAAGCAAGGAGAGGGAAUCGGACACACAUUUAAACAAGAUGUGAAGCCCAUAGAGCAUCAGUUAAGGCCUAAAGGGCUGGGUUUGGGUGCCGAUCGCUCUGCUAUUAGAGACCUGGAGCCCGGUGUCCCCAAGAGACCCCCUAAACCUGGUGAGGAGAAGAAGGAAGAGGAGGCGCUGGUUCUGGGGCCUGGAGGAUAUGUGCAGGUCCUGGCAGGAGCCCAUAAAGACCUGUAUGGGAAGAUAGAGGGAGUGGAUCCAGAUAACGCCAGAGUCGUAGUCAAACUUGCCAUCGGCGGGAAGACAGUCACCAUCAUUCAGCACUCGUUAAAACUAGUCACCUGCAAGGAAUACGACAAAUACAGCAAAGACCUCAGUCGUCUUAGUAAAGCUCACAAGGACAAAGAGAGAGAAAAAGAGCAGGAACAGCAGAGGGAACGAGAGCAGAGGUUAAACAGCAAAGAUGACAGAGGAAAGACAGACAGAGAUCGAGAGAGGGGGAAGGACAGAGACAGAGAUCAGAAGAAAAGAAAACACAGAGAAUCAAGUACAGACAGAGAGAAGCCUCCUCCAGUAAAGGAGUCGCGGCCCUCACCUCCAGCCCCCUCAUGGCUCCAAAGAGACCUCCGCGUGCGAUUCAUUGAUAAAGCAUUCAAAGGAGGCAAAUACUACAACUCAAAGAUGAGAGUGGAGGACGUCCUGACGCCCCACACCUGUGUGUGUCGUACAGAGGAGGGCAGACUGCUGGACGAUAUUAGACAGAAGAUGCUGGAGACCAUUGUACCCAAGAGCGACUCGGACUACAUUAUGGUGGUUCUGGGAGAACACAGAGGACAGGUGGGCCGCAUCCUGAAGCGAGACCGAGAGAAGAGUCGAGCCAUGGUUCAGCUGGACCGGUACGAGGAGCAGGUGUUCACACUCGACUAUGACACCAUCUGUCAUUAUGUGGGUGCAACUGAACACUGAGAAGCCAGCCGGAAACCACAAAUCACCCUUCAUCAUCUCAACCCUUUUCUGCUAAUGACAACAUCAGUUGUGAUUGGCUGCUUUUCCCCUGAAUUGAUAGAGACCAACAAAUCAGAUACAUUAAA